AUGGAGGCACGGCUAUUAUCUGUAGAUAAUGAAGAUGAAGAUGAAAAGUCCGUCUCUGAUGAAACUGAAAAGUGCAGUAGUCCAGAGAAGAAAGAAAAGAGGGACACUGGAAGCCUCUCAGUCGAAAUCACUACGCCUAAUCCUAAAGCUAACGUUUCUAAUAACCUCAAUUACACCAGUGAGAGGUCAGAAAAUAACACCGAUAACUCGAAUAAGAUAGCGAUUUCUCGAAAUCUGGACAUGCAAGCGACAACUUCAUUACCGCCGUGCACGACCACCAAAAAUGGCAGCAGAGACUGCGAAAACAAACACGAGGAACCGAGAGAGGCAACAGAUUUGAGCGUGAAGUACUUAGGGGAAACUACUGACGGAACGGAUGGACCGAUGAGAGUCGAGGACGACUUUGCCUACAUUACAGAUACCCCAGAAAAUCAUUUGAGCGGAGACAGAGACACUGUAUCUGGGGAGAUUGAAUCAGAUCCAGGAAAAAUUAUUACUCUACACUGGACUCUCAGAUUUGAGCCAGAAGACAGCUCUUCUGAGAGUGGGGAGCACCCUCACCCCCCAGCUGAUGACGGACGUGACGUGUUCGAACAAAAUGUAUACGUGGAUCACGAUGAUAGUCCUGGACACGGACAUACGUCAAACUUUCCCGAGCACACGAGAACUGAAGGAGGUUAUUCAGAAUAUUUAGACCAGCUGCCCCUGCCAUCUGGGGCGGCCCAAGUGUUUCCAUACAUGCAAAGUGCAGGGCCACCCUCAGUUGGGGAAUACCCAGCUACAGACCAAGUUAUAGUUCCUGUUGUGGAAUCGCUUUACCCGCCGCCGAUUUCAGAGGCGCUUGAGCACGAGUUGGAGCCAGAGUCUGGAUUAGUUCUCCCAGAUGAUGAACUGGCGGAUAGCCUAGUUGACAUGGAGUCGGAACAUAGAAUGCCCUUUGUUGAUGCAUCAGAAGAAGAACCACUUCAUCCCGAUACCACGUAUAUUCCGUCAUCGCUGGAAGAGCCAGUUGAGAUGGAGCCCGGACUUCCAGCGUCGUUUGCGGUCACAUCAGUAGAAGAACCAUUUGAUUCUGAUACCAUGUAUAUCCCGUCAUCACUGGAAGAGCCAGUUGAGAUGGAGCCCGGACUUCCAGCGUCUUUUCCGGACGCAUCAGUAGAAGAACCACUUGAUCCUGAUACCACGUAUAUUCCGUCAUUGCUGGAAGAGCCAGUUGAGAUAGAGCCCGGACUUCCAGCGUCGUUUGCGGUCACAUCAGUAGAAGAACCAUUUGAUUCUGAUACCAUGUAUGUCCCGUCAGUUGAGAUGGAGCCCGGACUUCCAGCGUCUUUUCCGGACGCAUCAGUAGAAGAACCACUUGAUCCUGAUACCACGUAUAUUCCGUCAUUGCUGGAAGAGCCAGUUGAGAUAGAGCCCGGACUUCCAGCGUCGUUUGCGGUCACAUCAGUAGAAGAACCAUUUGAUUCUGAUACCAUGUAUAUCCCGUCAGUUGAGAUGGAGCCCGGACUUCCAGCGUCUUUUCCGGACGCAUCAGUAGAAGAACCACUUGAUCCUGAUAACACGUAUAUUCCGUCAUUGCUGGAAGAGCCAGUUGAGAUGGAGCCCGGACUUCCAGCGUCGUUUGCGGUCACAUCAGUAGAAGAACCAUUUGAUUCUGAUACCAUGUAUAUCCCGUCAUCACUGGAAGAGCCAGUUGACAUGGAGCCCGGACUUCCAGCGUCUUUUCCGGACGCAUCAGUAGAAGAACCACUUGAUCCUGAUACCACGUAUAUUCCGUCAUUGCUGGAAGAGCCAGUUGAGAUAGAGCCCGGACUUCCAGCGUCGUUUGCGGUCACAUCAGUAGAAGAACCAUUUGAUUCUGAUACCAUGUAUAUCCCGUCAGUUGACAUGGAGCCCGGACUUCCAGCGUCUUUUCCGGACGCAUCAGUAGAAGAACCACUUGAUCCUGAUGCCACGUAUAUUCCGUCAUUGCUGGAAGAGCCAGUUGAGAUGGAGCCUGGAAUUCCAGUGUCGCUUGCGGACGCAUCAGUAGAAGAACCACUUGAUCCUGAUACGUUGUACAUCCCGUCAUCACCAGACGAGCCAGUUGACAUGGUGCCCGGACUUUCAGUGUCGUUUACGGACGCGUCAGAAGAAGUACUGUUGGAUCCUGAUACAUUGUCACAUACUCAGUCGUUGCUGGAUGAGAUAAUUGACACAGAACCCGUACUUCCAGUGUCAUUUAUAGACGCUUUAGAAGAAGAGCCAUUUGAUCCUGACGCGUUUUAUAUUCCGCCAUCGCUGGGUGAGCCAAUUGACUUAGGGCCCGUACUUCCAGUGUCACUUAAAGACGCGUCAGGAGAAGAACUAUUUGUUCCUAAUACAGUGUCACAUAUUCCAUCAUCGCUGGAUGAACCAGUUGACAUUGAGUCCGGAUUACCAAUGUCGCUUGUGGACCUGCUCACUGGCUUACCAUUCAGAAAUCCGUCAUCGCUGGAAAAACAAUCAAUCAUCUAUGACGACAAUGUGCAGGGCGCGGAACUACAGGAGAUCAUCGAUGAGUCAACAGGCGGACAGUUUGAUCCUGCUGCAAUGUCGCUUGAAUAUCUACCUGCCUAUGGCGAAACUGGUCUAGAAAGCUACGUCGAAAAAGACCAUCGUGAUCUUAUCGACAUCGCGCAAGGAGCUCCUUGCCGAUGUAACGAAGUCGUAGCUCGCAAUUUCAACAAUCGCCCCUGA
Schistocerca nitens (vagrant locust) is the source of this 2718-nucleotide messenger RNA. RefSeq lists its product as uncharacterized. Bases 1 to 2718 code for a protein of 905 amino acids. The transcript has a single exon. NCBI's taxonomy places the organism in Eukaryota, Metazoa, Arthropoda, Insecta, Orthoptera, Acrididae. The record is from RefSeq and is a predicted model, not a curated record.